AUGUUUUCAUUUACUCAAACAGAACCUUCGACAGACCUGUUGAAUGGGCAGUCAUGGGGAAACACUUCAGAGGGCCACCAGAACUUUCAGGAUUUCCCGGACAAUGGAUCAUCACAUUCUGGAGAAGCCGAGGAUUAUCUUUUCACAUCUGGCCAUACUACUCCCAGAGGAUCAAGGCUAGAACAAGCCGCCUCCAUGGAUUCUGUCUGGACAAACCCAAGGACCACACAAAGCUCAGUUAUGGCUCAAGCCAUGUCUAGAGCAGAUUCGAGCAGAUCCAGUGGCUCGUCUCUCUCUCAAAACACACAGCUGAGCAGAGGUAAUGUGUCCGCCUUCAGGAAUGUAUCCCACGCUGCUGCUACCACCGCCGGAACCAUGGCCGGAAUGAACUCUUGUCUUCUCGUGGCUGCUGAUGCCCAUGCUGUGUCUUCCAAUGCUCAUGUAUACUGGCCCGAGAUGGGGCUUGAUAUCAACAUUGCUGGUGGUGGCGGCAGUGCCGGUGGCAGUGGUGCUUUUGCUGUCACUCAAGCCGGCCCUAUGCACAUGGUGCCUGCGCAUAUGCAUUUGGGCCCCGAGUCUGUCUUGCCGGACAAUUCGUCCCCUGGUUCCUGGGACUGCUUUUCUAGCUCCAUCUCUCGGACUUCCUCCCCUGCUACUGUUGAUGAUGUUUGGCUGCCUUCUGCGCUGAGCCCCAACUCUUCGCCUGAGAUUGUUGGUGAUUCGCCUAGUGCGGAGCGCAAGGUCUCGAUGGCAUCAGACAAGGACCACAUUGCCCCCAAGAUUGAGGAGGGCGUAGCCAUGCCUCAUGGAUAUCCCUCCCGUAGACAUGGAAGUGAUGGCGAGUCCUCAGCUCGGGACCACCGCCUGUACAAGAAUGUCACUCCCGGGCCCGACGGUCUUUUCCACUGCCCCUGGGAGGGACAGAACAGCUGCAACCACAAGCCCGAGAAGCUUAAGUGCAACUACGAUCUGCGUAGCAAAUUUGUGGAUUCACAUCUGAAGCCAUACCGUUGCAAGGCAGAGUCUUGCGAAGGGGCUCGCUUCUCCUCCACCGCCUGCCUGCUGCGUCACGAACGUGAGGCUCAUGGACUUCAUGGACACGGUGACAAGCCCUUCCUCUGCAUCUAUGAGGGCUGCGAACGUGCGGUUCCUGGCAACGGCUUCCCCCGCCAGUGGAAUCUCCGCGACCACAUGAAGCGCGUCCACAACGACCACGGAAGCUCCGGUGGCUCUCCACCCGCCACUGCCAAUGGACAAUCUGCCAAGGGCCGCAAGAGAAAGACCGAGGUUGCAGAGCCGCAAAACGGCACUCGCAAGGCCACGCUCAAGUCGAUGCCAGUGGCUGACUCCAAGCAAGUUUCCUCCAAGCCCCUCCUCGAGCAGUGGCUCGACCAGCGACGUGCUGUUGAAGAUCUCUGCCGCAGCCUAAGCAAGCCCGAUGACGCACGCAACCUGCAGCAAAUCGGUGAGAUGCAGAAGCGUCUUGCUUACAUGGCCAAGAUGACCUCGGACUGGACCUCUGUCACCUCGACAGACAUUCGGCCCGAUACGAACCGCAGGAACUACACCACUGGCUGA
This is a messenger RNA of Metarhizium acridum CQMa 102, 1578 nucleotides long. RefSeq lists its product as uncharacterized. NCBI's taxonomy places the organism in Eukaryota, Fungi, Ascomycota, Sordariomycetes, Hypocreales, Clavicipitaceae. The record is from RefSeq and is a predicted model, not a curated record.